UAGGAUGAACCUUGGUCAUUUAUUUUCAAAUCGCACACCUGUCGAUGCUACUGACAACGCAGUAUAUCUUUGCAGCGUUUUCUCUGAAUUUGGUCUUUUCUCACUGGGGGUUGUUUUCCCGACCUCGACACAUCUAGGGAACCACCACCACCAUCCCGCACGGUUGGAAUUCCAGACACUACUUCAGCCUGGCCCUUUGUCACUUGGCUGCCAGUGUUUCUGUUCGAGGCUGACGAGGGAGUUUCGCUUCCAAUCUGCACACACAGGGGCGUCAUGCCUGCAGCUACGGAGGUGCCGACAGUCGCACUGUCAUUCGCCAACAAUUUCUGGGGGAAAGAUGACGCGGGUGUAGGACCGUUGCUAGAGCGCAUGCUCUCAGCAAAGCAAACAUGCGACGAACUCCGAUCCUUCUACAGCGCUCGCGCAUCCAUCGAAGACGACUACGCACGCAAGCUUCUGGCGCUCAGCAAAAAGUCCCUGGGUUCGCAUGAGUUGGGCACUUUGAAGCAGUCCCUAGAUACUGUACGAGGAGAGUUGGAGUCAAUGGGGAAGCAGCACGCAAGCAAUGCAGCACAGAUGAAAACCGAGCUCGAAGAGCCCCUGGCCGCCUUCGGUGGUGGCAUGAAGGAGAGACGGAAGAUUGUCCAGAAUACUGUCGAGAAGCUGCACAAGACCAAGAUGCAACAGACACAGACCGUCAACAAGACGAGAGACCGCUACGAGCAAGAUUGCCUCAAGAUCAAGGGCUAUCUAGCGCAAGGACACAUGGUUAUGGGCCAGGAGGAGCGUAAGAACAAGGCCAGGCUCGAGAAGACGCAGAUCAGCUUGGCCACCACCAAUGCCGAGUACGAGAAUGCAGUCAAAGCUCUGGAAGAUACUACCGCAAGGUGGAACCGAGAGUGGAAAGCUGCUGCCGACAAGUUUCAAGAUCUGGAAGAAGAGCGACUGGACUUCACCAAGAGUUCUUUGUGGACCUUCGCCAACAUUGCUUCGACAGUAUGUGUAAGCGAUGACUCCUCGUGCGAGAAGAUCAGGCUAUCUCUCGAGAACUUGGAGGUCGAAAAGGAUAUCAUCAACUUCAUUACCGAGAGGGGUACUGGCCAGGAGAUCCCGGACCCCCCAAAGUACAUCAACUUCUGCCGAGGCGAUGUGGACGAUCAUGAGUCGAUAGCUUCAGUGGACGAUGAUGCAUAUUCAGUGGCACAGUUUCCACGAAGUAUCAAUCCAGUGUAUCGCACUUCCUCCCCACAGCCGUCAACCUUUGAGUCACACCAUGACCCGAACUCCGCGACGGCUCGGGACAUGGCCCGAGAACUUCUGCAUCAUGACGAUGAACCUCCAGCAAGCCGAGAAGCCACCGCCAUACCACAAAAAGUACCAGCAUCUCUCAAUCCACUGUCUGGUAGCCGCCAAGGCCAUCCAAUCCAGCAGCAGCGCCAGCAGCAGCCACAGCAACAGCCUCAGCAACAGCCAUAUGACUCUACUGAUUUCGCGGCGGUGCCUCACGACCCUUACCCCAUGGAUGGCAUGACAAUGCUGUGUCGUACCGAUAGCAACGUACCAUCGGGCAUGAACUCGGCAACAAGCUCGAAUCUGUCAUCCAACCGGUCAUGGGAUGAUGCUAUGCCUUUGGGUCUGAACUCAGCGACGAGCUCGAAUUUGUCUUCCAACAGAUCAUGGGAUAAUGGUAUGGAAUCGAACAUCAACUCGGCAACCAGCUCGAACUUGUCAUUCAACCGACCAGCCAGUCGUGUCGAUAAUAGAGAUUACGCAGACGCACCUCCUUUCUCUAGUCAGGAGGCACUAAGCGGCAACGUAUCUCCACUCAAGCAGCAGCAGUCUACGCCGCCAGUUACGGAAGCACAGCCUGAGAAGCGCGGACUGCGGCAAAAGAAGAGCGGUUUCUUCCAAAACCACAGCCCUUUCCGACGUAAGAGUACCAAGGACAUUCAAGCAUCAAACAGAAACACAUGGGGUCCAUCAACGCAGAGCGUCUCUGGUACAGGAUCGGCAUCAAGGCGUUCAGUAUACCAGCCGGAGCAGAGCAUAGCGCCCGAUCGAGCGACUGCCAGCCCGGAGCCAAUCGAGGCUGAUGCGAGCCUAGCUCUCAAUAUUGGUAAUAACGUCUUCGCUGUAUCCAACCCCGACAGGCAAAAGAAGAAUGAGCCGCAGCCGCAGGAAGAACUGGAUCCUAUCGCACAGGCACUGGCAGAACUCAGAGAAGUUGCAGGCAAGAAGGAGUCUACUGAACGGGUUUCGGCAGAUCGCUAUCAUGGAAUUGCUACUCCCUCGCCGGCAUCAGCACCUCUACAAAACGAGGCACGACCAUAUUCUAGGUCGGUACCUGCACCUAGAGCCGGGAGUGAUGUAGGUGCUGGUCUCCGCGGUACGCCUCCGCCCUCUUAUGACCAACAAGUUCAACGACUCGGCGUGCCUGCUCCUGCCUGCACGAAGAAGGCGAUGCAAGCAACUUCGCGCAAGUACGAGCAGCAGACUCGGGACAUGUUCACCCAGAAUCGCCCUGGCUCGAGCGCCGCUCGUCCUGGCUCCAGUGCUACGCGCCCUGGCUCCAGUGCUACGCGCCCUGGCUCAAGCGCUACCCGUCCUGGCUCCAGUGCCACUCGUCCUGGCCCCAGUGUCACUCGUCCCAGCCCAGGCUCCUCAUACACCAGAAGCCAGUCAAGACCGGCUACACGAACUGCCGAGGUUCCACGUGCUGUAUCUCCCGCUCCCCCGCGGAGUGCAUCUCCUAGACCAGGUACACAGGCUGAGUUCCGACAAAGCAACACCAGCAACGGGUCUGCAUCCCCUAAUCCAUAUGCCAGCAGCCAGCACCAUCGCAGCCAGUCUUCGAUGAGCCAGGCACCACAGCGUGCUCCAGAUCAGGGAUACUACAGACAGCCCUCAUCAAACGACAUGCCGAGGUCAGCUUCUCCGGCACCUUCGAGGCUCAACUAUGACCGGCCGGGUAGCAGCCGUGUUGGCAGCGAUAUGGCGGUGCAGCCUGCGCCUGUAGACGAUGGUGGUUACGGGUCGCAACGCGGGCGUAACGGCAGACCUGGUACUAGCCAGAGCAGACCAGGAACCGCCCAAGGUAGACCAGGAACCAGUCAAGGCGGGCAGAUGGCGUUCUACGACGGCAGACAGCCAUCAGAGUCUCGUCAGCGCAGCAAGAGCCUCGCUGAUCCUAGUAGGCAGUACACCAACGAUGGGCGAGCAAUCCUACACUUUGCACGUGCUUUGUACGUAUACCAGGCAGCGAUUCCUGAGGAGUUGGGCUUCAGCAAGGGCGACUACCUUGCUGUGUUGCGACACCAGGAUGAUGGUUGGUGGGAGGCUGAGAUCCACUCUGGCAAUGAGCAAGGCAGAAGUGGUCUGGUACCUAGUAACUAUCUGCAGCCGUGUUAGAAGAUG
Molecule: messenger RNA, 3414 nt
Organism: Truncatella angustata
Lineage: Eukaryota; Fungi; Ascomycota; Sordariomycetes; Amphisphaeriales; Sporocadaceae
Exons: 3
Coding region: 274-3408 (1044 amino acids)
Biological process (GO): cytoskeleton organization
Cellular component (GO): plasma membrane; cell division site; cytoplasmic side of plasma membrane
Molecular function (GO): protein binding; phospholipid binding
Source: RefSeq, a predicted model, not a curated record